This is a messenger RNA of Amborella trichopoda, 2232 nucleotides long. The record is from RefSeq and is a predicted model, not a curated record. NCBI's taxonomy places the organism in Eukaryota, Viridiplantae, Streptophyta, Magnoliopsida, Amborellales, Amborellaceae.
UAUUAUUACCAGUGAAUAUGACACUUCCCUUCCCUUUCACCCCACCACCACAUUCCUUUUAUAUAUUUUUUUAAUGUUUUAUUUGACUUUUUGCUUUUGGUUGUUGACUGAAUCUGGGUCCUCGUAAAUCUCCUCUAAAUAUGGAGGCAGAGAACCAAGCAACUGUCACCAGAUUUAGAGGAAGAUUUGGAGGUGCCUUUGCCACUGAGGUCUCACAUGGCUCUCACUGUGCAUGCCCAACUUUCUAUCAAUCCCUCUUUUUUAUCCAUCUCUAGGACAAAUACAAAAAACCCAACAAGCCCCAUAUACCAUUUGAACCUUCUAAGAGUAACCCAUUCAAUCACCAUUACUGCAACUCCUUCUUCAAUGUCUUCUAGGGUUUUGUCAGUGAAGUCCUCUCUCAUUGAACCAGAUGGUGGGUCUCUGAUAAAUUUGGUGGUGCCUGACAGUGAGAGGCUUUCAAGGGAGAGAGAGGCUUCAGAACUGCCUCAUGUGAAGCUGACCCAGAUUGAUUUGGAGUGGGUUCAUGUGAUAAGUGAGGGUUGGGCAAGCCCUUUGAAGGGUUUUAUGAGAGAAGAUGAGUAUUUACAGAGCCUGCAUUUUAAUUCUAUGAGGUUGAAAGAUGGGUCAGUUGUGAACAUGUCGUUGCCCAUUGUUUUGGUCAUUGAUGAUGAGCAGAAAGCGAAAAUCGGGGGUUCAUCUGAUGUGGGAUUGAUUGGGCCUAGUGGUGACCCAGUUGGUGUUCUUAAAGGAAUUCAAAUAUACAAGCACAACAAAGAAGAAAGAAUUGCCAGAACUUGGGGAACAACAGCCCCUGGCUUACCAUAUGUGGAGGAGGUAAUCAACCCUGCUGGGAAUUGGCUCAUUGGUGGUGAUCUGGAGGUCUUCAAACCUAUAAAAUACAAUGAUGGUCUUGACCACUACAGGCUUUCGCCCCAACAACUUCGCAAAGAGUUUGAUAAGCGUCAAGCUGAUGCUGUGUUUGCCUUUCAACUUCGCAACCCUGUUCACAAUGGGCAUGCAUUAUUAAUGAAUGAUACGCGUGGGCGCCUUCUUGAAAUGGGUUACAAAAACCCCAUAUUAUUGCUUCAUCCUUUGGGUGGCUACACCAAGGCAGAUGAUGUGCCCCUAGAUGUUCGUAUGGAACAACACAGUAAGGUUCUUGAAGAUGGUGUGCUUGAUCCUGAGACUACAGUUGUGGCUAUUUUCCCAUCACCCAUGCAUUAUGCAGGUCCUACUGAAGUGCAGUGGCAUGCGAAGGCAAGGAUUAAUGCUGGGGCUAACUUUUAUAUCGUUGGUCGUGACCCUGCUGGUAUGAGUCAUCCUACAGAAAAGAGGGACUUGUAUGAUCCUGAUCAUGGGAAAUUGGUUUUGAGCAUGGCUCCGGGCUUGGAGAAACUAAAUAUUCUACCAUUCCGGGUGGCUGCAUAUGACCAAAAAGAAAAGAAGAUGGCUUUCUUUGAUCCUUCACGCCCUCAAGAUUUUCUCUUCAUCUCAGGCACGAAGAUGCGUACAUAUGCACGAAAUGGAGAUAACCCACCUGAUGGCUUUAUGUGUCCUGGUGGAUGGAGAGUUUUGGUUCAGUAUUAUGAGAGUUUGCAGGCAGAGGAAACAAGCAAGCCUCCUACUGUAGUUUCUGUGUAGAGAAUUAGGUGAACUUAUUGCAGUGCAUUUGGGUCUGUCUCUUUUACUUUUUACUGGUCCUUCUGUGUUUUACUUUGCGUUUACAAAUGAAAUUCAAUGUAUGAUUUAUUUGGGCAUUCUCGAAGUUUGGAAAAUAUUAUCUCUUAUUGGGUGUUCUGGCUUUGUAGCUAACUGGAAGAUUAAAGAAACAGCAGGAAGAUAGAAAAUUAAAACAUAAUGAAAGUUUGUUGUAGUGUCUGUGCAUCAAUAUUUGGCAGAAGUUGUUGAAGAAUGGAAUGCUUCCAGUAAAUUGAAGUAAGGAGUGGGAAUUAUGAGACUUGCAGUAUAUAUUACUUCCAAGGAAUGACAGCGGCUUGAUACCCCAGUUUGCUUAUCGUUGGCAAGGACAAAAUGAGUUGAUUUAUCCUUUCUUUUUUUGGUAAAGGAAAAUAGAGAGUAUUUUUUAUCUUUUUAAUCAUCUGAGUACUUAGUUUCUUUUGAGGCUUGUGGUUUAGCAUGUUAUUGUAAUUUAGACUAUUGCGAUCUUGAGCUCAUUCAACUCUCUCAGUUACAGACCUUUUUCUGGUUUUAACAAUCUUAGAUUGGCUU